Echinops telfairi (small Madagascar hedgehog) is the source of this 939-nucleotide messenger RNA. Its product is annotated as olfactory receptor 1052-like. The coding region runs from base 1 to 939 and encodes 312 amino acids. Gene Ontology annotation, cellular component: membrane. Lineage: Eukaryota; Metazoa; Chordata; Mammalia; Afrosoricida; Tenrecidae. The transcript has a single exon. Gene Ontology annotation, biological process: G protein-coupled receptor signaling pathway; sensory perception of smell. The record is from RefSeq and is a predicted model, not a curated record. Gene Ontology annotation, molecular function: odorant binding; G protein-coupled receptor activity; olfactory receptor activity.
AUGGCCCGUGAAAAUAUUACAGUGGUUACUGAGUUUAUUCUUUUGGGACUGACAAAUCGUUCUGAACUGAAAGUGGUCCUCUUCGUGUUAUUCCUGCUGAUCUACCUCAUUUCUUUGGUGGGGAAUCUGGGAAUGCUCUUUCUAAUCCAAAUCACUCCCAAGCUCCACACCCCUAUGUACUAUUUCCUGAGCUCUCUGUCACUUGUAGACGCCUGCUACUCAUCCGUCUUUGCACCCAAGAUGCUGCUGAACUUCUUUGUUAAACAGGAGAUCAUCUCAUUUUCUGCAUGCAUUCUGCAAUACUUUUUAUUUGUGUCACUCCUAACUACUGAGGGCUUCUUACUGGCAGCAAUGGCUUAUGACCGCUAUGUGGCUAUUGCCAACCCUCUACUUUAUACAGUGGCCAUGACUAAAAUAGCGUGUGUUGUGCUGGUCAUAGGAUCAUGUGUAGGAGGUGUGAUCAACUCAUUAACACACACAAUUGGCCUGCUGAAACUGUCUUUUUGUGGACCAAAUGUUAUCAGUCACUUCUUUUGUGACCUUCCCCCUCUGCUGAAGCUGUCCUGUUCUGACACAUCCCUGAAUGAAUUGUUGCUUUUAGUUUUCUCUGGCGUGAUUGCUAUGAUCACCUUCUUGACAGUGAUAAUCUCCUACGUCUUCAUUGUUGCUGCCAUCCUGAGGAUCCGCUCAGCUGCUGGCAGACGCAAAGCUUUCUCUACCUGUGCCUCGCAUCUGACUGCUGUGACUUUAUUCUACGGUUCUAUAAGCUUUAGUUACAUUCAACCAAGCUCUCAGUAUUCCCUAGAACAAGAAAAGGUGGUGUCUGUGUUUUACACCCUAGUGAUUCCAAUGUUAAACCCAUUGAUUUACAGCCUGAGGAACAAGGACGUUAAGGGUGCUGCCAAAAGGGCAAUAGAAAUGAAACUUAUUUCCUGUUAA